Cotesia congregata is the source of this 1482-nucleotide messenger RNA. Lineage: Eukaryota; Metazoa; Arthropoda; Insecta; Hymenoptera; Braconidae. The record is from the annotation of a GenBank genome assembly.
UUAUUUUCAGGAAAAAACCUCUAUAAUAAUGAACACGUAGCUAUUAAAAUGGAACCAAUGAAGUCAAAGGCGCCACAGCUUCAUUUAGAAUAUAGGUUUUACAAAUUAUUAGGUACACAUGUUCAUAACACGCAUAUAGAAGGUGUACCGGAGGUGUACUACUUUGGUCCAUGCGGUAAAUAUAACGCACUGGUAAUGGAGCUCCUUGGACCGAGUUUGGAAGAUUUGUUCGACUUAUGCGGGCGAAGAUUCACACUAAAAACAGUUCUCAGCAUAGCAACACAACUGCUCCAUAGGAUAGAGUACGUACACAGUCGACAUCUGAUUUAUCGUGAUGUCAAGCCGGAAAAUUUCCUUAUUGGACGUAGUACGACUAAACGAGAGAAAAUAAUUCAUAUCAUCGAUUUUGGAUUGGCCAAAGAAUACAUAGAUUUGGAUACUAACAAACAUAUACCUUACCGGGAACACAAGAGUCUUACCGGUACUGCGCGUUAUAUGAGUAUCAACACUCAUCUUGGAAAAGACGACUUAGAAGCACUCGGUCACAUGUUUAUGUACUUCCUUCGAGGCAGCUUGCCCUGGCAAGGACUGAAAGCAGACACGCUGAAGGAGCGCUAUCAAAAGAUCGGUGACACAAAGCGAGCGACACCAAUAGAGGUCCUUUGUGAUGGGCAUCCCGAGGAAAUGGCCACUUAUUUACGUUACGUACGGAGAUUAGACUUUUUCGAGACACCUGAUUACGAGUACUUGAGGAAACUCUUCCAGGAUCUUUUCGAGCGGCGAGGAUUCGUCCAUGACGGCGAAUUUGAUUGGACGGGCAAGGCUAUGCCUCCUAACUUUCAACAGCUUCGGCAGUUGAGAUUUGCUGCACCAUCUUGGGUUGGGAAAACAAAAUCGGACAAGGUUCGUCACUGCACUGAUACCUCCUCACAGAGAUACAAUACAGUACCUACUUGGAGAUUUUAUUUAUUAUCAUGUUAUCAAUCAACACCAGUUGGAUCGAUGCAAACAGGACAUGAAAUAGUUGUGUCGCCCAAUCGAGAUCGGCAUCCUACCACUUACAAGGACGUGGCAGGUGGAGGGGUGGGAGGAGGGGGCGGUAGAGGGGUGGGAACCACAUGGCCUGAUACAGUCAAACAAACGGGGGCUGGUGGUACAUUGACGCCUGCCGACAGACAUGGUUCAGUACAGGUGGUAUCCUCAACCAACGGAGAACUGGCAAAUGACGAUCCGACUGCUGGACAUUCAAACACACCAAUUACUGCACCGCAGGAAGUGGAGAUGAUCGAUGAAACCAACCCUGUUAAUCUUACAAAAGCGAGAAAAAAGUGUCCACGGUGUGGAGUUGAUCGUGUUUUAUAUAAAAGCACUAAAAAUAUUUCAGACUCACUUAAUAUUCCCAAACAAUCCUCAAGACCUGCAAAUGAUUUUGUAGCACGAUACAAAUAUCUUCUCAAUAUUUCCAAGCUUAAAAAACAAUAA